GGAUUCUGAAUGCAUUGAUGCUUUGGCAGUUCAUGUAUUCAUCACACGGAACCCGACAAAAUGCCGAGCACACCUCAGUUGUCACCGCAGGAGGAGCAGGAGAAGUUGCUGGAGGAGGCUCUUGGUGUAGUGAAGACACAGGCAUUUCAGAUGAAAAGAUGUCUGGACAAAGGUCGGUUGAUGGAUGGUCUAAAGCAUGCUUCCACAAUGUUGGGAGAGCUAAGAACAUCUCUGCUGUCUCCUAAGAGCUACUAUGAAUGCUACAUGGCCAUCUCAGAUGAGCUGCGUCACCUGGAGAUGUACCUUGUUGAUGAGUUUCAGAAAGGACGCAAGGUCGCUGAUCUUUAUGAGCUUGUGCAGUAUGCUGGCAAUAUUGUGCCUCGCCUGUAUCUACUGAUUACAGUUGGCACAGUAUACAUAAAAUCCAAUGAAUUGUCACGGAAAGACAUUCUGAAGGACUUGGUCGAAAUGUGCAGAGGUGUGCAGCAUCCGUUGCGUGGGCUCUUUUUGCGCAACUAUCUCCUGCAGUGUACUAAGAAUGUUCUGCCCGACUCCCAUGAAGAUCAAAGUGUGGAGGGUAUGGGUGAGUCUGGCACCGUGAUGGACUCUGUGGAUUUCAUACAGCUGAACUUUGCGGAGAUGAAUAAAUUGUGGGUGCGCAUGCAGCACCAGGGCCACUCCCGCGAUAAGGAACGACGGGAGAAUGAGCGUAGAGAGCUGCGUAUUCUGGUGGGAACAAAUUUGGUGCGCCUCAGUCAGCUGGAGUGCAUUGAUGUGGAGAGAUUUAAACAGAACGUGUUGCCAGGCGUGUUGGAGCAGGUGGUGAACUGUAAGGAUGCCAUCGCCCAGGAGUACCUCAUGGAAUGUAUUAUUCAGGUUUUCCCGGACGAGUUUCAUUUGCAGUCACUAAACUCCUUUCUACGUGCCUGUGCUGAGCUCCACCCCAAUGUGAAUGUGAAGAACAUUAUCAUUGCCCUGAUAGACAGGCUGGCUUCUUUUGCUCAGAGUGAGGAGGGCAGUGGAAUUCCUCCAGAAAUUCAGCUGUUUGAUAUUUUUUCACAGCAGAUUUCUCAGGUCAUCCAGAACCGGCCUGACAUGCCCCCUGAAGACAUCGUGUCACUGCAAGUAGCGCUCAUCAACCUGGCUCUCAAGUGCUACCCGGACAAAGUGGAUUAUGUGGACAAAGUUCUGGAGACCACAGAGGACAUCUUUAACCGACUCAAUCUGGACCAUGUGGAGCACGGCAGCCCUGUGUCAAAGGAGCUGAUGCGUCUGAUGAAGAUUCCUGUGGACACGUACAACAACAUCCUCACUGUGCUGCAGUUGCAGCAUUAUGGCCCUUUGUUUGAGUAUUUUGACUACAAAGGCCGGCAGCUCAUGAGUUGCCACAUCAUAAACAAUGCAUUGGAGAGUGAGACUCCGAUCCCAGCUCAAGAAAAUGUGGAAUCGAUCCUGAACAUCGUGAACUGCCUGGUACAAGAUCAGAAUGACCAGCCUGAUGAGCCUGAAGACCCAGAGGACUUUGCCGAGGAGCAAGGUCUCAUGGGACGCUUUAUCCAUCUUCUCUUCUCCGAUGAUCCCAACCAGCAAUUUUUGAUCCUGAACACAGCAAGAAAACAUUUUGGUGCAGGUGGAGACAAGAGGAUCAAAUAUACACUACCACCUAUUGUGUUUGCUGCAUUCCGUUUGGCAUUCCGUUACAAGCAGCUGGAACAAGAGGAUGAACAUUGGGAGAAGAAGUGUCAAAAGAUCUUCCAGUUCUGCCAUCAGACGAUUGGGGCCCUCAUCAAGGCUGAACAAGCAGAGAUUCCGCUUCGCCUCUUCCUGCAGGGGGCGCUUGUAGCUGGUCAGAUUGGCUUUGAGAACUCUGAAACAGUAGCAUAUGAGUUCUUGACCCAGGCAUUUUCCAUUUAUGAGGAGGAGAUCAGCGACAGCAAAGCUCAGCUCUCUGCCAUCACACUGGUCAUUGGCACCUUGGAACAGAUGAGCUGCUUUGGUGAAGAGAACCAGGAGCCUCUACUUACGCAGUGCGCUCUCGCUGCCUCAAAGUUACUAAAAAAACCAGAUCAGUGUCGUGGUGUCUCAGUCAGUGCCCAUCUCUUUUGGUCAGGAAAAUCACAGGCGAAGGGAGGAGAGCUCAAUGAUGCCAAGCGUGUGUCAGACUGCCUGAAGAAAGGAGUGAAGAUUGCCAACCAAUGCAUGGACAGCUCAGCACAAGUGCAGCUCUUUGUAGAAGUCCUGAACCAUUACAUCUAUUUCUAUGAAAAAGGCUGUGAACAGAUUUCAGUGCAAGUCCUUAACCAACUCAUCUCAAAGAUCCGUGAACUUUUACCAAACCUGGAAUCUAACGAGGAGACUGAGCAGAUCAACAAACACUUUAAGAACACUUUAGAACAUCUCCAACACAAGCUGGACAACCAGGAGACAGCCGGACAGUAUGAGGGUCUUGUAUUGUAGAGAUAUAUGUGAUGCUCCCACUCCCCUUUUCCGUUCAUUCGCUCAUCAUCCUCUUGAUGUCAUGAUCUUUCAUCGUUGUAUUUUUUUUUUCAUUUUCUAUACAUUGGACAUUUUAGGAAAACAAUUAAUAGAGCUUUCAAAUUUUAAUUGAAUUUGCCAGUAUUUAUGCAUUUGUCAUGUAGAUUUAUGUUUGUAUCUACAUUUGUCUGUGAAAUGUUUUAGUGAUCACUGUGAGAAGUUGUAUCAUGUCAUUCCAACGUGAUGUGCUGCCUUCAAGUCCAUUGUCACUUUCAAGGCGUGGUUAGGCCUUGUUUGUAUGAUUUAUUUAGAGAGUAUAUGUCACUUCCUUUUAUGUGGUUAAUUAUAUCUUUUUCUCUAGGAAGUUGCUUUUUCUUAUAGCACAGUUGUAAAGUCUGUACAUCUACAGGUUGUGCUUUCAUGCCACUUACAUAAGAGAAGGGAUAGCAAUGAAUUAGAGAAAGCUGCUGUUUCAGGCAAAAUCAGUUAUACUGAACAUUAAGAUGUAUAAUUUGCUGGUUAUUCUGAAUACAUAUUACCACCAUAGCUAAAUUAUUUUAAUUUGUUUUCAAUAAUGUAGUACAUGUCUGUCUCUGUACACAGGGAUUUUUUUGUUGUUGGAACAAAUCAGUGAAGGCUUAAAUGCUUUUUUUUUCUGAUUUCCCUUUGCUAGAAUAUGGAGUUACAAUGAUAUAGUCAUUUAUAGGAAUAUAUAUAUAUAUAUAUAUAUAUAUGUAUAUAUAUAUAUAGAAAAAAAAAACAUGGUGCAAAACUAGGAAUAAAACACAGAGCUGUGGUAAUGUUGUUGUCAACUGUCCAUCAAUGUUUGCAAGAUCAUCACCUUAGAAUUCAUUUUCUCAAAACAAAGGAAACAUUGUUCAAAAUUUUGUUUUUUCCCUUUUAAGAGUGUCCUGUUUCUUAGAUUUGAUUGUAAUUACUAAUUAGUGAGUGUAUGCACUGUAAUGAUGGUUCUUUGUUUUAUCUUGAAAUGCAUGCACUUUUCUAAAAAACUGAUGACCCUGCCUUUCUGGAGUUUGAUACUUGGCUAAAUGACAGUAUGGUUGUAUGUUGUUCCUUUAUCUUUAUCUAGGAGCACAAUCAGUAGGUAUGAAUUUACUUUUUAAAAGUGGAUAACUCUUGAGGCAAAGUGGGACAAUGGCACCGUCUUGUAUCUUCAGUGUGUAGGGUUCAAGACACUGAACCCUCUGUUGGAAAAUGGCCUAUAGAAUAAAUGGAGGUGAUUUGCUCAGAGAAAAGUAGGAGUGAAAAAUGAGAAAAUUGCAAUGGCAGUUUUUUGUUGUGCUUACAGCAAAAAAUAACUCACAUAACUGUGUUUUAUUUACCUCUUCCUUGUUCUAUCAUCACUGCCGAUUUCAUGCCCAUGCAGAUUACAGAAAAUGUCUAACAAAUUGAGAUUGGGUGUGUGUGUGUGUGUGUACUACAUAUCUACAUCAGAUUGUUAAAAAUUGUCUAGAUCCCUACUUUUUGCUUUCAGGUUUUGGGAUCUGAUCGGUCCUGCGUUCAUUUUGACUUAAUAAUAAUGAGUUCAGUGAGUUGUCACAAAUUCUUACUGUUCCCAUUAUUUCUUUGCUUUUGAUGACAGGAUUUUAACCAGGAAUAAAAUUUUUGAAUCAUGUGCUUUCUGCAUGGUCAAGGUGAAAGAUGUCCCAUAAUGAAAAGGUAACCAAGCUGGCAUGUGUUCGGUAGCGUGAAAUUUUUUGCUAUAGCUCAUAUAUAUGAGUGUUAGUUUUUGUAUUUGCUUGUCUGAUUAUAAAACUAUGUCUCUGCACUUUUGCCUGUGUAUUAAAAUAUUCUUGCAGAUUUUUUAAAGCCUGGGUACAAAAUUUCAGUCAUUGAAACUGACUCAGUAAUUUGCUUCUGGCAAAUUUUGAUUUGUUACAGUGUUGCAAGGAUUGCCAGCCCUCUGUGAAGCUUUGAAUUAUUUGCUAGACAAGAUACAACAUUAACAAAAAAGCUCGAGAAUAUUUUGCAUCUCCUUCUGUUCAUUUUGAGUAUUUUUUCUGACUGCUGACUAUGUUUUUAUGAAAAUGAUUCAAUCUUAUGUCAUCUUAUAAUACUUAAAGUUUUGUAUUGUUAACCUUGUUCCAAGUCCAAGGUACUGAUAAAUUUAGGGCAUUGUCACCAGGGAACCUUUAGCUAUCAAUAUAUAUAUCCUUCCUAAAUUAGGACAGUGUAGAACAGCAAUAUGGUUGGUCAACUUAUGACGUAGUAAUUUUGAUUUUUUCCUUGCAUUAUUUGUGAGAUAUUUUUGUAUACAAAUCAUUUUAUUAUGAGAGGACUUGUCUGUUUAUUAACAGAUAGUGGAUGUGUGAGUAAUUUACUGUUUUUUAUUUGAAGUCCCACACAGCUAUGACACCUUGAAGUGGUACUCGUAAGAUAUUACAUUCUCACAAUAGUUAUAUCUUCCCAAUCAUCAAAAUCUGUGCAAUUUCUUUGUCCAUGCAGUUUUGUGUUGUCUAUGAAAAUGUGGAAAGUUUCAGACUUGCUGCACACAAUCAGACUCAGACUGAAUGUUCACGUUGUAUUGUAAAUAUGAAGGAUAUGAACAUUUAAUAAAAGAAGAGUCUGUGACAGUUAAUGUUGUUAAGCCAGAGCAUACUCUCGUAAUUGCUGGUCAGGUAAAUAGCAACAAACUGUUGACUCUGUGGAACUUGAGCUUU
Aplysia californica (California sea hare) is the source of this 5156-nucleotide messenger RNA. Its product is annotated as vacuolar protein sorting-associated protein 35. The transcript is spliced from 17 exons. The coding region runs from base 61 to 2457 and encodes 798 amino acids. Gene Ontology annotation, biological process: intracellular protein transport; retrograde transport, endosome to Golgi. Lineage: Eukaryota; Metazoa; Mollusca; Gastropoda; Aplysiida; Aplysiidae. Gene Ontology annotation, cellular component: retromer, cargo-selective complex; late endosome; retromer complex. The record is from RefSeq and is a predicted model, not a curated record.